GGACCCUUGGCUCGAGGACCGUCUUUCACGGAGGCCCCGCCGCCCUCCUCUUUGCGAGGCGAUACCGAGACUGCCCUCCCUGUGCGCGCGAACUGGCGCUCCCCCGCUCGCCCUGGCUCGAGGGCCGAUGGCCGAGAAGCGGGCGGGCGCCUUCGGCGGCGCCUCGCGUGCGCGCGCGCGUGCCAAAUGGGCCGGCGGGAGCGCGCCCGGCGCAGCCGCAGCCGCGGGCGGCGGCGUGAGCGCGGGCGCAGCCGAGGGCGGAGGCGCGGCAGCUCUGUCGGCAGCUCUGUCGGCAGCCAGGGCGGCGGCGGCGGCCCCAGGCGGUGCGGCUCGCCCUGCGCGGCGGAGCGGCUGCGGUGGACCCAGGCGCAGGCGCACGCGCAGUACGUCGUGAGCACGCAGCAGGCUCUGCUUGGAGCGGCGGCCGCGCAGCAGCCGCGAGCGCUGGACCCUCGGCUGCACCCGCUGCUAGGGCGGUGGAUGGGGCGUGACGGGACCCGCUACCAGCUCACCGAGGACACGCCGUCCAGCCUCACCGUCACGACGGUUCGGCCCGACGGCCAGCGGCGGACGACCAGGGGCCUCAUCUCGAACACUGGAAGACGGCCUGGUCAUGAACUCUCGGAGGUGCGCGCGGGCUUCUUGGCUUGGCGCGGGCCCCCCCUCCCGCCGCCAGCGCGCUACGCGCGCCACGGAAGGGAUGUGGGGGAAGCGGGUCCAGCGCCGACUCGGCAAGUCCCCGCGGACCUACGAAUUCUCAUGUGCACGUCGUCUCUUUCGGUCUUCUGGCAUCAGCGUGGCCAUCGACGCCAUGGUGCGCUGGGGCCGGAAGGGUCAGUACUACCUGGAGGAGUCUGGGCUGCCGCUGAACGCGGUGUGGUGCGAGGCACGCCUGCUCCGGACGAACGAGAUGCCUACCAAGCACGUUGUCUUCGACUGGGCGCGUGAGGGCCAUGGUGCCGCCGAGCACCAGCGCGGGCGGGACCGCUCGUGCCCGCCUGCGCGCGGGUUCGGCCGGGCAAGCGGCUCGAGCAGCAGGAGCCGCAGGAGGCGCCGGGCGGGGUGAGCGCAGCUCGGUGGCAGCCUGGCGGAGGCGGCGGAGCUGGCAGGACCCGAGGACAGGGCUGGAUCUAAAAGCUGUUUUGUUGGACUUGGGCUGUGUUUUGUUUUUCGUUUUGGCAGGGCGGUACAGGAGAACAGGUAGAGCAAAACGAAAAACAAACGAACGCAAAACGAAAUGCAACGUUUAGGUCCAGCUCUGCCUGAGGACGCUCUAGUGCGAUUCAGUGGGAUGCUCUCGCACGCAGCGGGCAGGUGCAGGAGAAGCAGUUGAGGAAAAGGUAACCAUAUCGCUACCCUUCGCCUGUUUUCCUUUUUCUGGGGGCCUCCUGGGAGGCCCUCGUCGCCACCGCUGGAUUCGCCUUGAAGUUCUGGUCAGAACGCACCCCUGGAGAGGUCCUAGGAGUAGUGGUAUCGGUACCUACCCGAGGACCAGGGACCUGAGGAUGCUCUAGUGCGAUUCAGAUGCGAUUCAGUGUGGUGCUCUCGCGCGCAGCGGGCAGGUGCAGGAGAAGAGGCGGAUCUGCAAGGCGCAUGUGCAGGUGCAGGUCGUCCUUAGACCUCGUCCUGAUUCUCGAGGCAGGAGAUGGUGGUGAAUGUCGAGGGCCUGUUGGCUUGGCUGUAUUCGGCUUUCGAUACUAACCUGACGUGCCGUUCGGUGCCUGACGCUUCGACUCAUGGGGAUAAGGAUGGGUAGUUCGACAACAUUUCCGCACGCUGGUGCAGGCGCAGAGCUUGGAAGUGGUAAUGGUACUUCGAGCAGAGCAGGAGGAGAUCGACAUGAUGUACAUGCAGCGGUCAUAGAACGGCAUUGGCAGGUCUGGCCUGCACGCCAUCACAUUAGUUUUUUUUCCUGCCGUUGAAUAGAGUGCAGGCUAAGAGGGAGACGGAAAAGGCAA
Messenger RNA from Prorocentrum cordatum, 1958 nucleotides. Lineage: Eukaryota; Dinophyceae; Prorocentrales; Prorocentraceae. The record is from the annotation of a GenBank genome assembly.